Phytophthora infestans T30-4 is the source of this 2211-nucleotide messenger RNA. RefSeq lists its product as uncharacterized. NCBI's taxonomy places the organism in Eukaryota, Oomycota, Peronosporomycetes, Peronosporales, Peronosporaceae. The record is from RefSeq and is a predicted model, not a curated record. The coding region runs from base 1 to 2211 and encodes 736 amino acids. The transcript has a single exon. Gene Ontology annotation, molecular function: protein binding.
AUGAUACCCACUGGCUCAACCUUCUUGAAAGCGUCAUGGAGUGUGAUAGGCUCGCAGACUCCGCACCGAAACUCGUCCUUCGUACCGCAGGGCAUCAUGGGUGGACAGAAGCAGUCCAAGAGGAGACCGUCAUUCGCCAUCGCCGCCGCCUUCGAGGGGUACGAGGAUCUGGAAGAUGAUGAGGGCCCUAUUCAUAUGUAUGGACAUGAAAAGGAGCCGGAAGACCCGGAAGAGGAGCGUGCGCGUGCUCUCAAGGAGCAAUUCAAACGUGGCAUGGAGAAGAAAAAGCUCUGGAUGCAGUCACUGGCGACGCAGAACCUUCACGCAGCCGUCGUCAAGAGUGUGGCUGACUGCUACGCACCGCUUUACACAGCAAUGGGGCUGGAAGGAAAGUGUCCACUGUUGGCGGUGGCCAAGGACGAGGCCAAGGGGGAAAAUGAGCUGGAGACGCAAUACCAGCCGCUGCGCUUCGACGAUAUGCUUACCAAAGCCACGGAGCAAGAGGCUCUGCCGCUCCUAGUCAUUGCCAAACGGCCCAUGCUGGCGCUUACUAUCGUGGAGCACCGGAACAAGCUCUCUGAAGAAAUAGCGAGACGCUCGAAAGCAGGAACCGGCGUCGUGCUACCAGGGGCACACACGAUGGAGGACGAGAAUGUGGUAUCAUUAGGUAGCCACCUCCGUAUGUUCUACUCGUGGGCGACGAGUGUUUAUGCCAUGUGUGGAUCAAAUUACUACUCGAAACUGUUUGACAUCUACAAGCGCGCGCAAGACGCUGGAGUGUACGUGACGGCAAAUAUGAACGUCCAGUGCUUAACGGCAUUGAUCGCGGAAAGACGGUUCGACGAAGUGUUUGAGUUUUACGAGGCAGUGACUCGGGAGAAUCUCCCUACGUCUGUCUUCUUCUACAGACAACUGCUGUUUGCAGUGUCUACAACUCGCAAAGUAGAGCGUCUGGACGCGAUUCUUGAAGAUAUGCGUGUCAAGGGCUUCAGACUCCGUGCCGACGACUUUUUGCGUGCCAUUCGCGCGUAUGAUGACGAGUAUUUCCUUAUGGAGGUGAAGCGAAAGGAUAGACUUCGGUCGAACGAACGAAACCGUGACGAACGCAAGACAGAGAAAGUAGAGACCGUGUUGACGACACCCAGAGAUUCGUACGACGGAUGCUUAAAGCGAAUUCAAGAGCAGGAGGAUCACCCAGACCGCUUUGAGAAGAUCGCCGAGGCCGCCCAUAGCGUGUUAACGCUUUUCGAUACAAUGGUGGACAUUGAUGGCCUGGCCCCAAGGCACGAGCACCUAUUCCCACGUGUGAUCACAGCAGCGGUAUACGCGCAGGAAUGCGAGCGCGUUCCUGAACUCUUGGCUCUGCACGCGGAACAUGCUGACAAACCUCUCCACUAUGCAGGUGUCCUCAUGGCUGUCAAUGCGCUCUUGCUGCUCGAUAAGCCCACCGAGGCGUGGGGUCUAAUCCGCGAGACAAAUCCACAGCUUGAGCCUCAUCGCUAUGCGUUGGUGACCAACAUUCUCGACUAUCUGUGCUUGAAGAAACGCGGUGCAGACAUUAUCACGCUGAUGCACGCUGUGGAUAAACUGGAAGUGCGGGGCGUGUUCACCGUUGCCUUGAUAAAAAGAUUGGUGCCUACACUUUGUCGCAGUAUCGACACUGUCAGUGACGAGAAGUUACUGGCGACGAUGACGCACUUUAAAGACGUCUUCAGGCUGUCCAGUGAACCUCAAUUCGGUGUAUUUCUUCGUAGAUGCUGCCACUACGGACGUCUGGAGGUCGUAAAAACUGCUCUCAAGCAGUGGUUGGAUACCUCCAGCAAAAAUAAGCGUCCUUUAAACGGACCUCUAGGUCUUCGGCUCCUGGAGGCGUUCGAGGGCGAGUCUGACUGGGCAUUCAUGGCUGAAGUGUUCGAAAUGAUCGAUUUCUCGUUUGCACGAGACGAAUGUGGCCGCAAGGCAAUCGUGGCAUCUGUUUCGCGCGCCUAUAAAGCGCUUGGUCAACCGGAACGUGCAAAGCGAGCCGAGAAAUUAUUGACCGUAGCCGCCGAAAGGCGUCAGAAACAAUGGCGUCAACGCAAGUCGAUGAAGCAGGAGGGGCGGAACUUCGAGUCGAGACGUACUCGUAGAGUGUCAGAAACACGAACUGCUUCCGUUUCCUCAGCACCCAUGAUGAUCAACGGUAUCCCUGUCAUCUCCUCGUCGUCGUAG